GUAGACCGACAGCCGCGGGAUGUUCUCCUUCACCCUCGGUGCCCUCCUGGCUGCUGCCUCUGCCGUUCAGGCUGCCCCAGGUCUGAGGGCAAGGCAGGCUAUCACCGCGCUGGGGACGUCUCAGAUAUCUGCAUUCCAGCCGUACACCUACUAUGCCAGCGCGGGAUACUGCGCGGCAAGCGAAACGGUGACAUGGAGCUGCGGAGCUAACUGUGAGGCGAACCCUACAUUCGAGCCCGUGGCGUCCGGAGGGAACGGCGACAGUACCCAGUACUGGUAUGUGGGAUACGAUCCGACGCUCGAAACAGUGAUCGUGUCACACCAGGGCACGGAUCCUGAAGAGAUUCUCCCCCUCGUCACGGACGCGGACAUUGUGAAGACGAAUUUGGAUUCUAGUCUGUUCCCCGGCUUAAGCACCGAUAUCGAGGUUCACAAAGGCUUCGCGGAUGCCCAGUCAGCGACUGCCACAGAUGUGCUUGCGGCUGUACAGACCGCGAUAUCUCAGUAUGGCGCGACUCAAGUGACAGUCGUGGGUCACUCUCUCGGUGCUGCGAUCGCACUGCUCGACGCAAUAUAUCUGCCUUUGCACAUCUCUGACGCGACGUUCACAUUCAUUGGAUACGGGCUGCCCCGCGUCGGGAACCAAGCGUUCGCGAACUACGUCGAUGCGCAGCCGACGUCCGUGACGCACAUCAACAACGAGGAAGACCCGAUUCCCAUCUGCCCCGGGAUGUUCCUCGGCUUUGUCCACCCGUCGGGCGAGGUGCACAUUGAGGACUCGGGCGAGUGGGCGGCGUGCCCCGGCCAGGACAACCCGAGCACGCAGUGCAUCGUGGGUGAUGUCCCGGAGGUUUGGGACGGGGAUGAAUCGGACCACGACGGGCCCUACGGGGGCGUCGAGAUGGGGUGCUAGACCCUACACACGUUACUAUUUCUGUAUUUGUCUUGCUGUACGACAUUGUGUUGUAUCUGUGAGCGCCACUCGUUUGUUGUAGCUCCUCUUAUCUAUACCGGAAGGGGUCGAUCUGUACGUCCA
Messenger RNA from Postia placenta MAD-698-R-SB12, 1036 nucleotides. RefSeq lists its product as hypothetical. The transcript has 6 exons. The record is from RefSeq and is a predicted model, not a curated record. Lineage: Eukaryota; Fungi; Basidiomycota; Agaricomycetes; Polyporales; Adustoporiaceae. Gene Ontology annotation, biological process: lipid metabolic process. Bases 20 to 913 code for a protein of 297 amino acids.